Messenger RNA from Amoebophrya sp. A120, 3087 nucleotides. The record is from the annotation of a GenBank genome assembly. NCBI's taxonomy places the organism in Eukaryota, Dinophyceae, Syndiniales, Amoebophryaceae.
CCAUGACGGCCAUCGCAGUGGCAUAAAAAAGAAGCAUUCUUGCGAGGACAGCGACCCUGCGUACGAGUUCCUCAUGAAGCGCAUGGAAGCGCUCACAUCUUGGGUUUCUGCGGACUUCGUUGCAAAGACCGCUGGGAACGAGGACCCAUCGGAAGAGGAGAAGGAGCUGCGCAAGGAAAUGUUCCAGAAAAGAUUCAACAAAAAUUUUCUGCGGGCCGCCGCGCUUGCGACGUUACGUCCCUUGGUUGCCGAGAAAUUGGUUGAGGAAAAAUGCUUUCGUCAACAAUGGAACAAUUACUUCCACCCCGAUGUCCUCGGCGGACCGGUCCCGGACAAAGGUAGUGCGCACAGUAGUGACAGCGAAGGCGAGAUGCUCGCUGUGGACAUCUCUCAGAAAUCGAACAUACUGAAGAUCGUGGGCGACGCCGAACACAAAAACACCAUGAUGGACACCGUGAACGACUUUGUCACGAAAUGCGUCAAGGCGGACAAGAUUCCGGACAAACUGGAAAAAGAGUCGCCAAAAGAGAAGGCUCAGCGAAUGCUCGGCGGGUUUGCGGACUCUGUGCAGACAUCUGCUGCCAAAGCAGGAGCACGAGCCAGAGAUGCAGGAGCGCGAGCAGUUGAUCCAGUGGCACGGCAAGCAGGGCGUGCGCGGAGCGCUGCCGGACACGGAGCUGAGCGUGCUCGACAAGCGGGAGGCCGUGUCGCAGACGGAGCUCACAAUGCGCGAAGCCGUGCCCGUGUCGGAGAACGUGCUACAGCAUUCGGGCGUUGGAUCAGUGGAAAAGACAAGCUGGAGGCUGCUGUAGAAGAUUUAGCACAGCUUCUAGGACACGACGCAAAAGUCGACGUGAACUGGUGGACUACGAAAACACACAAACAGUACAAGCUAAUGCAAAUAUGUUUUCAGAAGCAUCAUGAUCAGCAGGAGAUGCAGCAGCAGGAGCAGUCGGAGGACGUCGACAAAUUUGUCGCACGCAAAGCGCUGCAGGUCCUGGCCAGGUACGUUAGUCACUACCCUAAGGCAAUCAAAAAGCUUAAAGACGGCAAAUCGAAGCCGUUCAAUCAGCAAAAGGGUUUCAGUGCUAGUGAGUGGCUCAACGCAAAGUUUGGCGGUCGCUUCAACGCGAACUUUCUUCGGGCUGCAGUAUUCAUUGCGACAGAUGCCGCCAAAAUAUAUCACGAUAAACAUCAUGGCGAAGGUGAUGGUGAAAGCGAGACCACUGACACCGCGGUGGCGUGCGCAGCCUUUAGUGGCUUCACGUACGAGGACGGCCACUGCAAGGCGGACGCUCCAAAGGACAACGGUCCAAAAGCGAUCUCGACCGCACAACCGCACGCGCCCCAAUCUCCGGAGUCUGACCACACAACGGCCCCCGACCCCACGCAUUCGCACAACGACAACUGCCUGAAGAAUCUCUUUAGUCUGGUUGACGGUAUUGCAACAGCAGAAGCGAAACUGGAGAAGCUGCGUCACGACGCGAAAGCGCACGAUGAAAAGGCAGAAGAGCAGAAGACGAGGUUGGAAGGUGUAGUCGAGAAGAACCUUAAAGAGGUUACAAGAGAAUUGGAAGCGGCUACGAAAGCCCUUGUAGACCAAGUGGAGAAAAGCGGCGUGUUGCGCGGUGAAAUGAAAAAUGUCCACAAAGCCGCAGAUGAAGUUCAAGUCGAAGUCGCCGCUUCUGCUUCUUCCAUGAUCGAAAAAGCGGAGGCGAAAUCGGGGAGUGGCGGGGCGGCCUGGAAUGUCCAGGGUUCCGCUCAAGAAGAAGCAGUCGACCGAGAUGCGUUUUUUUUCACUGACGAAUCACUUCUCGACCAUGUCGACCCGGAGGAAGGAACGGCGGUGCCACCACCAGAGAGUUUUGCAGAACGGAAGACGUCGGCUGCGGCGGCGGUGGCAACUUCUACAUGGAAACCGUUCGUGUCCGGCGGCUCCGCUGGUGGCGAAGUUACGUGGAGUGAAAACGCUGGAAAUGACGAGCACGACCAGGAUGACACUAUUGACCGGAGCGAGCAGGGUCCUCUGGGUUGCGCGCCAGAGGAGAUCGUCGCUAAAGCCCGGUGAGAUGCAGUUUUUUGAAGAGGCUGUUGGGGAGUUCAAGCCACUCGGUGGCCGGCCUUGAGAAAAAUGUUCGCUUCUCCGGCACGUUCGAAAAAAAAAUUAAAAUAAAGAAUCAAAGGAAUCCGCUCCGAUUGCAUUGCGCGACUUCAGCAAGCAUACUAUUCUUGUGAAAGUCCAUUUUACUAUACAGUCUUUUCAAGCGCCACGCAUCACCGAUUUGACACAGAACAGCAAACAAACGCGAUUAGCAGCUAGUGGAAUUUUGAAACAUUUUUAGUAUCAUCUAAAUCUAUGGAGGGGACGACGGUUAUUGUUGAACAGGGCAACGUAAAAUAAAGAUAGACACCAGCAGAAGCAGUAUGAACGUCGACAAUAAAGUGAAUUCGCAUGUAAAUGUAUGAUAAUCAUGUGUGACUGUGAGAUUCAGAAUCAGACUCAGAUAGAUAGUGUAUCAAUAUUAAAAGCAUUCAAUGGACGAGAUUACAGGAACGUACAGAUAAUGGAGCAGUAGUGGUUUCAAGUUUUCCGGCUUCCCGAAGGUACAAGACUAAAUGUGCAAGGCCGGCGGGAUUUCUAUCGUUCGACGCAGUUUUUACGCUUAAAUACGCACUCACUUACUUUCGGAUUCAGACAUACAUGUUGUACCGGUACCUUUACUAAUGCGCACGAAGCUCGACACAGACACCAACUCUCAUACCCAGGAGGACAGCGUGGAAAGAAUCAGGCACAGGUAGAAAUCAGGUAGAGAUGCCGUCAGUAUGAGAAUAAAUAGCUCAACUUUAAUUUGAACAAUUUUAUAUUUAUUUACUUAACAUUUUAACAGACUCAAGAAGCAGAAUGAUUGCAACAGCUAGAUGUUUUCAAGUUAGUAUCACGCAAGAAUAUCAAGUUUGAGAAAAUUAAUUGUACACCUUCCUUAUUUUAUUAAUUUCAACGUCCUCGAGGAUUGAAGGAAAAAUGCUAACAUUUCGAAUCUUGUUACCGCUAGACUACUCACUGUACACACUUAGGCGAUGAAAAUG